GGAGAACAAGGUUGGCCGAAGUUCCUGCAGCUAGAAUGCAGAACCAAAGUGAGCUCUUUUUCAACUACAUCUCUCUCAUCUCCGAGGAAUACCAGAGGCUCUUGGGGGAGAACUCUCAGCUUUGGGAAGCCCUGCAUGACAAAGAAGCUUUGAAGGUGCCUCGGAAGAUUCGCCCCGAGGCCUCUCAUGGUGCCCUGGAACUGGAGGCUGCGACUGUGCAGUCUACCGACAACAAGGACCACAAUGAGCCCAUCUCAGAAGAGCCUCAAGAGCCUCAAGAGCCACCAAGUCCGAAGACAGUGCAGAUUGAUCGCAGCCUUGAUACGUCUGGGAGCUCCCGGGAAACCCGGGGAAUCCAAAUGGAACGUGCAGGGAGUCGUAUUGAUUGGGAUUCCUUGGGAGUUCAGCAAAGCUAUCCAAGGCACCCAAUCUUCAGCCACGGCAAUGAGAUCAAGGCGGCUUUAGCAAAUGAUUACUGCGCCGAACUUCGCUAUGAUGUGAAGAACAUGUACAAGACUUCAGGCAUUUGCCAGAAGAUUGCAAAAUCUUCUCGAUUUGAAAACAUUACAAUGGCAGUGAUUGUCGUCUAUGCGCUCUACAUGUCUGUUGACAUGGAUUUGAACACAGAGGAUAUAAUCACAAAGCAAAACCCCGUAUUCAUUGUGUGCGAGCAACUCUUUUGUUGCUACUUCUUCUUUGAGCUAGUGAUACGCUUUGGAGCCUUCGAGAUCAAGUGCAACUGCCUAAAAGAUGGCUGGUUUGUCUUUGACUUGGCGCUGGUCGUGAUGAUGGUGGCAGAAACAUGGGUUAUGAAUCUUGUCAUACUCACUAUGGCAUCUUCUUCGGGUGCUGGCAAUGUCCUUGGAGAUGCGUCGAUUCUGCGUGUUUUCCGUCUCAUGCGGCUCACACGGCUUCUGAGAAUGGCUAGGCUCAUCCGAAUGGUCCCAGAACUUCUCAUCAUGGUGAAGGCGGUUGCUUCAGCAGCCAGGUCAGUUGGUUUCACCCUUAUUCUGUUGGGGAUUUGCCUCUAUGUCUUUGCCAUUGCGUUCCGAGCGGUCUUGGAUGGCACUACUGUAGGUUGGGACUUCUUUCGAAACGUACCUAUGUCCAUGCACAGCUUGGCCAUGCAUGGCACACUCUUGGACCGCGUGUCAGACAUCAUAGAAUUCUUGCGGGAUGACAGCCCAGUUGGUUUUGCCUUGAUGUACAUCUUCAUCAUUAUGUCGGCUGUCACCAUUAUGAACAUGCUGAUUGGGGUACUUUGCGAAGUUAUUACGGCAGUAGCGGAAGCGGAAAGGGAAGCCCUCCAGGUGAGCUGGACCACAGAGGUCUUGCAACAGUGCUUGCAAGCAGGAGCAGAUACCAACAACGAUGGCUGCAUCGACUUGGAUGAAUUCCAGCAUAUGAUCGAAAAUCCACAAGUUCGGCGUGUUUUGCGUGAAGCAGAUGUUGAUGCUACCACCUUGAUCAAUUUUGCAGAUGUGCUCUUUGAGGGGGAAAGCGAAGAACUCUUGACCAAGAUCCCCUUCCAAGAAUUUAUGACGAGAACUUUGAAGCUGCGGGGAAGCAACACUGCGACAGUGAAAGAUCUGGUGGACUUGCGAAAAUGGAUACACAAAGAGCUCUAUCAACUUCGGAGGACGAACCCUCGCAUGUCUCAACUAGUGCUCCCUCAGGGACUGAAUAGUUUGCCCUUUGAGUAUGUUUUGCAUGUGUAAGGGAUCCAAAGGAUCCUGGACGUAAGAUGCUACCAAUGCUGCGUGUCUCAGUGAAAA
This is a messenger RNA of Cladocopium goreaui, 1775 nucleotides long. The record is from the annotation of a GenBank genome assembly. NCBI's taxonomy places the organism in Eukaryota, Dinophyceae, Suessiales, Symbiodiniaceae.